Molecule: messenger RNA, 2275 nt
Organism: Verruconis gallopava
Lineage: Eukaryota; Fungi; Ascomycota; Dothideomycetes; Venturiales; Sympoventuriaceae
Exons: 4
Coding region: 51-1952 (633 amino acids)
Biological process (GO): transmembrane transport
Cellular component (GO): fungal-type vacuole membrane
Molecular function (GO): transmembrane transporter activity
Source: RefSeq, a predicted model, not a curated record
AGCUAUCGUGGUUGUUCAUCAUUCUUCUUUUUUUCGUUUAUCGUGGAGACAUGUCCUUAGCACAGCACGUCUCUGCCGCCGAAGGUUUUGAUCGUGAUCCAGAUGUCUUUGACGAUUUGGCGAGCUUACCGCUCCAGCUCUCAAGAGUAUCCUCUCGACAACGUCGGACCAGCAUAAGCUAUGACCCAGUACCGUCAGAUCCACUUGCUCAGCAAGUGAAGAAACUUGAACCAGUUGCAGCUUAUGAAGUUUCUUUCAAGAAAAGACUUGCCCAGGUUAUCAUCGGAGUAAUCUCCUGCACACUAGGAUCUGGAAUCGUCUUUGGAUUUGCGGCGCUUAAACCCAUUCUCAUAGACAGAGAUGCAUACAGAGAGCUCUGCACUGAGCAAGAGCUUCGAGAUGGCGUCGUCGUCUGUUACAUGCAAGAUUUGAAGCUCAACUUGGCUUUCAACAUGGCAUCUGUAACAACAAAUGUAUCCGCACUCCUUGUAGGGGCACUGCUCGAUCGAUACGGACCUCGUUUCUGUGGUUUGAUCAGCGCGGUCGUGUUAUUUCUGGGUAGCUUGUGUCUAGGUUUUGAGCAUGAGCUACCCUUUGACGCCGUCAUGGCUGGCCAUGUCCUUGUCUCUCUAGGAGGCACGUUCAUUUUUGUGCCUUCAUUCCAUCUGUCGAAUGCGUUUCCUCGGUACCAAGGUCUCAUUCUGGCCCUCGUGACCGGCGCUUUCGACGCAUCGGCCGCGGUCUUUCUAGGCUUUCGCCUAAUUUACGAGCGCACACAGAAGACGUUUGGCUUGAAGCAGCUCUUUUUAGCUUAUCUUGCUGUUCCCACAUUUAUUUUCAUCACACAACUUUUCAUUAUGCCAUCGAAAAUAUACGAAAAUCGGAUUGAGCUUCAAGAGGCUGCGGAAAGGGCGCAAAAUCCCGCGCAAGACGUUCACGACUCGGAUGAUGAUCUGGAAGAUAGCGAAUUGUGGCGUGUCAGGACGAUGCGUGCCGAGGAUCGCAAGCGGAUCCGCGCUGAGGUGCAGUCUCUACUUGGUGAUGCGGAUGAGCAGGCUAAACACGACGAGAAAGAAGUGGAGAGACACAUCCGUUCGCAAGCAUGGGGGGCUUUGCAUGGGCUUCCAGUCAUUGAACAGAUCCGAACGCCGUGGUUUAUCUUCAUUACACUCUUCACAAUUCUACAGAUGGCCAGGAUGAAUUUCUUCAUAGCCACAAUAUGGAGUCAGUAUCGCUACAUGCUUCAAUCUAUUGAUCUGGCCAACCGAAUCAAUAAACUCUUCGACAUAGCACUGCCUAUCGCAGGCGUAGCUACAGUACCAUUUAUUGGUACUCUACUGGACAAUUUGCCCGUAUCGGGCGUUCUUGCUCUUGUUGUUGGAAUUAGCACACUCAUUGGCGUUUUGGGCGUGUUGCCGUUCUUGUGGGCUGGGUAUGCUAACGUAAUUGUAUUCUGCCUGUUUAGGCCGUUAUACUAUUCAGCCAUGUCAGAUUAUGCUGUCAAGGUCUUUGGUCUGGCAACUUUUGGGACGAUCUACGGAACCAUUGUCUGCAUAUCUGGACUCCUCACUUUUACACAAUCAGCGAUGCAGGCUCUUACACACCAAGCGUUUCAUGACGACCCAACACCAGUCAACCUGUCACUUGCCGGCUUGGGACUCGUCAUUGGAGUCGCGCUGGUGACAUACGUCGCAGUCGCUGGAAAGCAUGUACAGCAUGAAGUCCUCGAGGAAGAAGAGAGGAGGAGUCAAAUGCCGUCGGAUGCUACGCCUAGACUUCGUCCAUAUAUGAGUCCAAGCCUCGGACCUUCCUACGGGACUAUGAGAAGUGGAAGGGGACCUCCAUCAUUGCGACCUAGUUUGGCCAACUUGAGGCAGCUAGAUGCUGUGAAUGAAGAAGCAGUCCCCGGAAAUUCAAAUGAAAAUCAUGUCAAUCAUCUUGGCCUCUCCUAGUUUGAAUUGCUAGGUCAGUGUUCAGAUGAAGAAGUCUGGCUAUCAAGAAUCUUAUUUUGAUAUCCGAACCUCCGUAUUGCAUCAAGUACGCGAACGCUGUACGCGUUUAUCACGGACCACUAAUUUUAUCUAAACGGUCGCAUUGUGAACAAGCAAAGAAAAAAAGUUUGUAGUAUUGCACCGUAAUACCAGUGACAGUUUAUGUGUAAAGUAAGAUCGAUUCGGGUAUCUUUUGGUUAGGCUGCCGUAUGUAUAGAUAUUUUUAUACAUGUGCAUGUGUGUUGCUUAGAAGAUAAACAAUGAAGAUAAAUGCUGCUUUUUCA